Messenger RNA from Centruroides sculpturatus (bark scorpion), 4019 nucleotides. RefSeq names its product netrin receptor UNC5C-like. The transcript is spliced from 17 exons. Lineage: Eukaryota; Metazoa; Arthropoda; Arachnida; Scorpiones; Buthidae. The record is from RefSeq and is a predicted model, not a curated record. Gene Ontology annotation, cellular component: membrane. The coding region runs from base 489 to 3407 and encodes 972 amino acids. Gene Ontology annotation, molecular function: protein binding; netrin receptor activity. Gene Ontology annotation, biological process: motor neuron axon guidance; netrin-activated signaling pathway.
UACACCUCAGAUGGUCUGAAAGAUACUCUAGUUGUACAGCCGAACCAUGAAGUUAAAACUAUGUAAACAAUGGUAACGGAAGCAGUCAUAUUUCAUACGCAUAUUGGUUUCAGAAUGUCAGAUUCGUAGACGAAAUGAUGCUCUAAUCUUACUUUCAUCUUCUACCCGUUGAAGAGUGUGUAAAGCAAUGCAACCCGUGCACAGAUAAGAGCGGCAAAGCAGCUGAUGCUAUCUACACACCACCGGAAAACGAGCUUAAUUUCCACUUCCUGCCGGGAUCCGGAGCAGAGGUGAAGUCACGUGCUCGUGACGUCAGCCGCCAGAUGUAGGGGAAAGAGUCGCGCCGAAUGCCAGCAGUGCGAGUGGAGGCUCAGUAGAGUGCAGACGUCUAGCUGCCGGCUCUUAGCUUCAUACAUUGGACUGUGCUUUAUUGUGAUGCAUCCCGAUCCUUAAUCACUCCUCCUCCUUUUAUUUGUGGUUUAGACAUCAUGCGGGACAGCUGUGCCAUCACCGUCCUGCUUUUUUUAAGCUGGAAUUGGUCUGCGGGGAACGAAGAAGGCGGUGGUUUCCUGCUAGAUCCGCUACCCACUGAAGAUCCGGAGCCUUCUAACGUUCCUAUAUUCAUCGAGGAACCCCAAGAUGCUUACGUUGUUCGUAACAAACCCGCAACACUAUCUUGCAAAGCACGUCACGCUCUGCAGGUUUAUUUCGAGUGCAAUGGGCAGUUAGUGGACAAUAGGCAGCACAGCCAGCAGGACUUUGUCAACCCUAUGACGGGUGUAAGACACGUGGAAGUUUCUGUCGACAUCACAAGAUCCGACGUGGAGAAGUAUGACGGGACUGAUAACUAUAACUGCAUCUGUUACGCCUGGUCAUCAACAGGAAGAAUUAAGAGCCGUAGAGCCAUCAUCAACGUAGCUUACUUGAAGAAGCAUUUCCUGAAUCAACCUCUGAGUGUCAACAUCCAGCUCGAGAGGCAGGUGUCGUUGCAGUGUCUACCACCGGAAGGACUACCAACGCCUGACGUCUUCUGGGUACAUAAUGGCGAUAUUAUAGAAGUGGAUAAAGAUCCCAACUUCAUCAUCUCCAACGAAGGAAAUUUGUUAAUAGGUCAAGCCAGAUUGUCUGAUGUGGGAAAUUAUACGUGCGGAGCCAGGAAUAUAGCUGGACAGAGGUUCAGCGAGACUGCCGCACUUCUAGUCUACGUGAAUGGAGGAUGGUCAACGUGGAGCCGUUGGACCGACUGCAGCGCUCAAUGUGGACGAGCGACUCAAACACGCACCAGGAUGUGCACCAACCCGGCUCCGCUCAAUGGAGGCGAACUAUGCACGGGAGAAAGCGUGCAGACAGCAGACUGCACCACCAUAUGUCCUGCGGUAGACGGUCGUUGGACGUCUUGGUCUUCGUGGUCUACUUGCAGCCCGGACUGUAGACAUCACAGGAGAAGAUCUUGUACCAAUCCUCCACCUUCUAACGGUGGGAGGUACUGUCCAGGAAAAGAUCUGGCUACAGCUAACUGCACAGGAGGGAUGUGCAGAGUGGGAAAAGAUAAGGACCAAGUUCUACAGUAUGGUACAGAUAGAGAAGAAGAAGCAACUCCGGCAGAAGCCGAGACGGAUAUCGCUUUAUAUGUGGGGCUUUGUGUUGCUGUGGCUGUGUUCAUCCUGGUUGUGGUCGGGAUGGUGCUGGUCGUUCGACGCAUCAAAGGACGUGAUCCAUCCAUGUACAGUGCUGGCGUUGCUGAUGUCAUCCCGGUCCAGCCAGAUUUAACUCAGAACGUACUCAACUUCCCCAGUCACCUGCAUAGGGAGAGGUGUUCCGCUCGAUCUGACUUCUCCCAGGCAGAAAAAGCUAUUAACGGUUUGGGAUGCAAUGCAGCCACUCCUCUCCUUUCUACCGGUCAUGGCUACUCUCCAAACAUCCCUCCGAGUCCUGCCCAAAGCAGAAUUCCUCUUCUAGAUCCCCAAAGGUCACAGACACCAAGUUCAACGGGAAAGCCACCCAGAUCAGAUUCUUGUGUUUCUGUACCUACAUCUACAUGCUCGGGAUCACGUCCCGGAUCGGCCUACGAUUCGGAAGCGCCAUCUGGCAGGCAUUCGGUCACUUCCGCCGCUCUACCGCCCAACCUGGACAUCGAGUGCGUGGCAUGGAACACCGUCACCAAAGCAGGAGCCAGGAUAUCUGUACCCGGAUCUGGUAUAACUCUAACUAUCCCACCGGGAUCAGUUAAGAAAGGAUCGAGUAAUGAAAUUUACGUGGCGGUACUCAGAGAUGAUCGCGAUAGACCAAAAUUAAAUGAUAAGCAAACUAUAUUAAGUCCCGUGGUGCAAUGUGGACCGCCGGGUCUUCAGUUCAAAAAGGCUGUGGUGUUAAGCUUCCAACACUGCGCCACUUUGGCACCUAACAACUGGAGUAUCAGCGUUUAUGGCAGCGAUGGCGCUAACGAUGAAGAUAAUCCCGACUGGAAGAAUCUGGUAACGUUGGGACGAGAAACUAUCAACACACCACUUUACUGUCAAAUGGAUCUGCAGCAUUGCCAUCUCUUAAUGGAACAGCUUGGGAGAUUCGCACUGGUGGGUGAGUCUACAGGAGAAAGUAAAGCUAUAAAGUCACUAAAUCUAGCAGCUUUUGCACCACCUCUUCAUUCGUCCGUUGAUUAUUGCAUACGACUCUAUUGUGUGGAAGACACGCAGGCAGCUUUACAGGGAGUAAUACAAAUCGAACAGAAAUUAGGAGGGAAAUUGUUGGACAGACCAAAAUCGAUGCCUUUUCAAGAUGGAGGAGCCAAUUUAUGUUUAUGUUUAGAGGAUAUUGGUCCCGGGUGGCGAUGCAAACCGGGUGCUAACUAUCAGGAAAUUCCGUUCCAACACGUGUGGUGUGGACGUCAAAAUAAUCUGCACUGCUCUUUCACCCUGGAGCACAUCGAUCGAUCGCUGCAAGUCAUCCGAUGUCACAUCUUAGUCUAUCAGAGGGGAGUGCAAGCACACCGACAGCUUCUGAGGAUUAAUACCGAUCUAAGAGAUAAAAAUCCACCCAGUCCAUCUUGGUUGUCACAACCUCUGAAUACAACUGUUACCAGCGGAGACAAUGGUAAUUCUAUAGUAACAUUGGACCAACCUGUUGCCGGUUUCAGAUUAACAUUAGAAGCAAGAAAACUACUGUGCAAUCUUCUAGACCCUCCAAACACAUCAGGGAAUGAUUGGAGAAGAUUGGCAAGAGAAUUAAAAGUAGACAGGUACAUCAAUUUUUUUGCAACUAAGCCAAGUCCUACAGAGCACAUCUUGGAUUUAUGGGAAGUGCGGCAUAGGGACCCGAGUGCCCUAACGGACUUUCUAAACUUGUUGAGAUUAAUGGGGCGUUCUGAUGCUGCCUUGGUAGUAGAAAAAGAAAUAGGACCCUGGCUGUGACGUCGACUAUUAAAAAAUGAAUUAAACUAUGCAAAAAACAUAAUUGAUGGAAAAGGAAGUUCGCUCGAACGAACGCCAUGUGCCAAAUAAAUGGCAGCACUGUCUCGCCAGAAAGGUGCCAAGUUUGAAUAGCAGUCGCGAUCUAUGCAGGCCUCAUCUACCCAAAAAAUAAGAAAAAAAUAUAUAAAAAAAAAACAAAAUAUAAAUAUAUAUAUAUUUGGGUAUUUUUUUAUAUGGAAGAACCGAAUUUCUUUUUUCUUUGCCCGUUGGGAGUGAUAUUGUUCGACAAGGAAAAAAAGUAAAAGAAAAAAAAUACUGUUUUUGCAUUUAUGAAAACUGUUAGAGAAGAAAUAGUUUAGAAGGAAUUUGUUACGAUGGUAGAGACAUGCUGUUAUGGAAACAAUUCUUGUACAUGUCCUGACAAACGAUAUAUAUAAAAAAAAGGAGCCUGAGCUGCUGGGCAUUAUUGUCUUCCUGUUGCGAGACCAUCAGGGCCCUUGGGUCCACUGAAAAUGUGCCACAAAAAAGUUGUUUGCUUUCAUUUUUUUAUUUGUUCGGUUUUUGUAUAUUGUUGUAUAGUGGUUUUUCUUUAAAUUAAUAUAAAUACAGUGA